AUUACGUGAUAGACUUUAUUCCUAAAAUUUAACAUCAGAAGCACGCUGUAUUCCUUUUUUAAGGAAAAUAGAAAUUGAAAUUUGCUGGAGAAAAUCUCAUUUGUUUUCUUGAGCGCAAAAGAAAUGGUGAUCCAAUUUGAGUGUGGAGUCAAAAUCAGUCGACUCAAAAUAAAAGUUGUGCAAAUAAAAGUGUAAAUAAAAACAUAGUAAAAUUGAAUUGAAUGAAUAAAAGGAAUUAUUAAAAACAUUUGUUUAAAUUUGAAAAAAUUGCAUUAAUUGUUUUCCCUUAUUACGAAAAUUAAAACUGUGCGUUAUUACAUGAAGGAGUUGUGCACAAAGGCGACACGGCAGAUUUCAAUUGGAAGAUAAACUGGAUUUUUUAGAGCAACAGCGGGGGGAAGAGUAAAGGUGAAGUUUACUGUCAGCGCCAAUCGUACCAGCGGGAGCACUGGAGCAAAACGUUUGGGGAGAGCUACAUAAAGAUCGAGCAUUGCUCGCACUGUCCGGUUCGUUGCUCGGUUUUUGCCUUGCGGUGCGAGGUUGUACGUGUUGUGGAUUUUUGCGUUCAGUGGUUGAUUAACUUGGUCUUGCCACUUUGUUUAAGCAGUCUGCGCGGCAAGAAGAUCGUUGUUGCAAUCAAAAAUCAAGUUAACACGCAAUGGCAAUGGCAACAUUGUUGGUAGCGCUUGAUAUAGUAGGCACAGGUAAAAUUUUCACAGCAAAAAGAAUAACGAAGGCAUUAAUAAUAAUAACAACAACUACUGGGAAUGCUACGUGAGCUCUUUCGUCUUGGCAGACAGUGUGAUUUUUUUCUGUUUGCCUGGUUUCGUGCUGCUUGGAUGAUUCAGCCUCGAGAUCAAGACAAGCUUAGAAAGACAGAAGUAGCCACAUCAAAUUGCAAAUUUUCAAUAGCAACAACUAAAACAAUUUAGUCAUUCGCGUCGAAAAAGACGAGCAGACAGUCCGAAGACAUCACCGUACGGCAAUCGCAAAGGCUAAAAACUGCGCGUAUAUAUUGUAAUGGAGAUUAGUCGUGCUUUGGCCGAGUCAAUAGAAUCCCAAGACGAUCGCAAUCAUUAACUGAAGACAGGCAAAGUGUAUGUCGAUUCCCAGGGACGGAUAUAAAACCACAUAUAAUCAAAAUGGAAAUUCUCAUGAAGUUAAAAUGCUCUUCGUCUGUGCCGCCGCACGGUAAUAACAAUACCACACUCAAAGUUGUUGACCACCAUCAUCAACUUACUCAACAACAUGCACCUUUGGCUGCAGUGCCAACAGCACCACCACCUUCACUUAUUCGUUUGCCAUCUUCGCAAACAAAUGUUAAUUAUAACUCUUCACCAUCAUUACCACCGAUCUUGCUUCAGUCUGUACCUCGUAUGUCAACAACAAGACCGUGCUUGAAUUAUUCAAAGCCUCCUCAGUGCUGUAAUGUCGUUGCUGCACAACAAGGAACUGAGUUAUUUGAACCAAUCUGGGAUCAACAAGGGCGACGUGGCCUUUCAUACGAAGUCUCCAUGCAACGGACACCAAAUUGUUGUGCAAAUGUAACUGGGAAUAAUUUAUAUGAAACAACUGCAUGUUGCAGUGGUACCUGCCAUCCGCCAGCAUAUGUUGGAACACCGCCCCCCUCCACAAAUUUAAUUGCUUCACCACUCUUAUCACAACCCCCGCCACUACAACAGGCGCCGAGUAUGCAACCCCCACCUUUGGCCUAUCCCACUGCAACUUCAGAUAAUACGUUUGAAAAUUGUCCAAAUACAUCCUCAAACACACACUACGAGUAUCAGGAACCUGAAGAAAAUUUUAUUUCCAUCGAAGAUAAUAAAAUCAAAAGUCUUCUUAUGAAAAUUGGACGAGAAUGUGCAUUAGAAAGAAAAAAAGGGAAGAAAAGAACAACUGAAAACGCCACUAUUUCCGCAGAAAAAGUGAAAGAGCAACAAGUUUUGUUUGAGAUUAUUGAUUUAGACGAUGAAGAUGACCGAGAAGAGUUGCGUCAAAUAAGGAACCAAGCGGAGAAAGCCAACCUCAAAACCACCGCACAGACUAAUAUUCAGCAUCUGAAUCUAUCGCCAGCGAUUUUGCCUACUAUAGGGCAUGAAAAAAGUCGACCAAGACUAAAAUCUCCAAGUAUUAGUCUUAUUCCAAAAAGUCCAACCACACAAACGAAGAACGAGCAAGCACUUGAGCCGAGCAAAAAAGAUCCCUCCAAGGAACGGAUAAUUGCACACAUUGAACUGUCUGACAGUAGCGAUUCUGAGACGGAAUGUGUUAAAGCAGUUUAUGAUGCAGGGAAUCCAAGCAGCGAAGUUGAAGCCAAUGUGUAUAAUAGUGACGACGAAGAAGACGAAGAGCUGUCAUUCGUAGCUGCAGCCGUCAGCUGUGAACUGGAGUGCGAUGAUGACGAGAAUGAUGUCAUAGCAAAUGCGAACGAAAUAAGCAGAUCGGAGGCGAAUAAUUCAAGUAACGAAAUAGUCGUUCUCAAUUCAGAUGAUGAAAAUGUCGAAUUUGUAGACGAACAGGAUAAAAGAUUAGAACUGCGUUGGGAAGAUUUAGUUCGACGCGAAAAGGGGCGACAAUUUUUCGAAUGUUAUUUGUGUGGCAAGAAGGUGCAGUCUAGCUAUAAUUUGAGAAGACACAUGAUGAUACAUACAGGUGAACGUCCAUUCGCCUGUGAUAUGUGCGAUCGGCGCUUUCGCGAGUUCAGUGAUCUGAAGAAACAUCGUCGCCGACACUCGAAUGAGCCGAACUUUGUGUGUAUGGUCUGUCGCGUAAAGCCACCGAUGAUUCAAGAUCCAACCCGUUGCAGUGACUGUGAUUCGAAGACGAUUGCUACCACAGCGGCUACAGUGCGUCCACAAUACUCCGCUACACCGCCCUCUUCACCAGAAAAACCACAAUCACCGCUAACACCUACGCCGCCUCCACAACUACCGCCACUCAUUGCAAAGCCAUUGCUGCCAACUGAGAGUAUCCAUGACUUUUCGGAAGCAACAACAAUAACAACUGCGAUUACUACGUUAAGGAAUAAUAAUAAUACAACAAUUACAUUAAAAUCAAUACCCCAACCCACAUCUGGUGCCGUUUCUCCCAAGCGAUCGAAAUCUACGCCUCUGCUACAAUCAGACUUACCGUCAUUGGUGCCGAUAAAUGCGCCAAUUACCCUUAAUUAUAAGAGUGGUACACAUUCGCUGCUCGACAAUAUACCCGCAGUGCACAGACCCAACUACAAUCAGUUGGGCGUUAUGACACGUAAAGAAUUUCCAUGCCCAUUAUGUCAGCGAGCGUUUGGCACAAGACACAAUCUAAAGCGUCACUUCAUGAUACAUACUGGCGAGAAGCCGUUUUCCUGUAGCAAGUGUCGCAAACCGUUUCGGGAAUACUCAACGUUGAAAAAGCACAUGGUGACACAUCAACGAGAGCGUUAUUAUAAAUGUUUGCAUUGUCCUAGUAAAUAUCGUGAUUAUUUGGAAUACAGCGAGCACAAGAGAACACACGUCAGUGAGGAUGACGUCGAUGAUGAUGAGGAAACAAAUUUUGAUCCACAGCAGCUCAGCUCCUCCAGCAGCACGUCAAGCCCACAAAAAAGAGCUAAAACGCGCUACGACAGUAGCUAUGAUUCGAACGAAGAUGAUUCGUCAACGGAAGAUUGUUGGCUAGAAUGUUGUGAGUGUAAACAGCGCUUCACAGAAAUCGAGUCCUACACCAAACAUUUGAAAGAGCACGAUCCAUCGGUGUACUUCUAUGAAUGCUACAUUUGUAAAAAGACUUUUGAGCAGCGUGACGAAUUAGUCGAGCAUGUGGGCGCUUGUAAGGAAGAGCUGCGCGAGACAGCCUUGCAACGAGCUACCUGUUUCAAGUAAGAAUAUGGAAACUUGUAGAAGUUAUACAAAAAUAAGCAUGUUUUGUUGCUUAUGAGAGGAUAUCAUGUAUUUUUUAUAAUAAUUAUCCAUGUGACUAGACCGUCUUCGGCGAGUAUACAUUCAUAUGAAUAAACAUAUGUAUAUGUAUUAAAUUAGAUUUAAAAAAAGAACGUAAGAUAUAUGUACAUAUAUGUAUAUCACUUCGUGUGAUGAAAGAAUUUCUAAGCCCAAAAAGCCAGGGGUCAAAUAUAGUACAACAGGGUUUUUACGUUUAUGAUAUUUCUCCGUUGGUUUUUAAAUCAAGGGAUUUAAAAAAAAAUGACAACCGAAAAAACUAAGAAUACUACAAUGUUAUUGUUGUAUUUUUUUUUUUUUGUUUUACACGCUGAAAUUAUUGCUAUAUAAGCCAGUUGUAUGUACUUAAGGUUUUCGUAAACUGUUGUUAUUCCAUUAAUUGCCCUCGGUCGGAGUGCAGCUUAAUAUUUAAACCAUUAUAUGUGAUUAAAAUAUUUUUCAAUGUAUACCAG
Molecule: messenger RNA, 4387 nt
Organism: Ceratitis capitata (Mediterranean fruit fly)
Lineage: Eukaryota; Metazoa; Arthropoda; Insecta; Diptera; Tephritidae
Exons: 4
Coding region: 1143-3860 (905 amino acids)
Biological process (GO): regulation of transcription by RNA polymerase II
Cellular component (GO): nucleus
Molecular function (GO): DNA-binding transcription activator activity, RNA polymerase II-specific; RNA polymerase II cis-regulatory region sequence-specific DNA binding
Source: RefSeq, a predicted model, not a curated record